Messenger RNA from Puntigrus tetrazona (Sumatra barb), 3729 nucleotides. It is a transcript of the gene misp3, whose product is annotated as MISP family member 3. Bases 791 to 3184 code for a protein of 797 amino acids. The transcript has 4 exons. The record is from RefSeq and is a predicted model, not a curated record. Lineage: Eukaryota; Metazoa; Chordata; Actinopteri; Cypriniformes; Cyprinidae.
UCAAAUAAUGCCUUUAAAAAACAAUGGCAACAGUCCUUUUAUCAGGAAACAUGAAAAAGAAUAUUUUGCAGUGUUUCAGUGCUGAUCGUUUAAAUAUUCAAUGGCUUGAACCGUUUCCAUAUUUAUAUUUAAAUGUUUAAUUAACUUUUAUGCUGCUACACUGCACUUUACAGUAAGUUUUCAAUUCAUCAACAUGAGUUAAUGCAUUCAAUAUCAUGAACAAGCAUUUACAGUAUCGAUCUGCCAUCUUUCAUUGUUAACUCAUGUCAUACAUUAGCUAAUGCUAACUGAAAAGACAAUGAAUGUAUUUGUAUAUGUGACCUAACAUUAAUAUAAAUGCUGCAACGUUAUUGUUCAUUGUUAGUUCAUGAUACCUAAUGCACUAUUAAUAGUAUAACUAUUGUAAACAUUAAAACCUUAUUGCACAUCUUGUUCGAAUCUAAAGGUUAUUCAUAAAGAGAUCCCCUGUUCAAACCCUGGCUUCAGUCAUGAGAGCUUUGAGAGCUGUUUGGAUUAGUGAUGCAAGGCCCAUGGUGUACUCAGCAGCUUUAGUGGAGUGUGGAAGAAGGAGAGAAAUGAACUGCACAGAUUUUAACCUUGAUUACUAAGCAGGGGGUGGAGGUACACACACAGAGAGAGAGAGAGAGAGUUCAAGAGAGAAGGAAACCAGAAAGAAGGGAAGAAGGUGAGAGGGGCACACUUCAAAACGCCUUGGUGGACGAUUUCAGUUCUUUGUCUUUCAGCUGACCUUCCAUCCUUUCUUUCAUCUCAUCGGCUGAUCUAUUGCAAAAUGGCAACAGAUUCUGUGACUUGCACUCAGAAAUCUGAAUUACAGGAUGAAUGCAGUAGUAAAGAAGGUAAAUCUCACUUCACUGAUGAUAGGGAAACAGCAGUAACAGAAAAAUCAGAAACACCUGACAGAAGUUUUCCAGCUCAACCUCACGAUCAUCUCACCUUCUCACCAGUGGAUGGAGCCAUUGAGGCAACAGAGGAAUUCUUGAGCAGUACGGUUGAAAAUGACCCAAAUGGUGAUCAAGACUGGCCUCCAGUGCCAGGACUGGAAGAGGAUAUCCAACCAAAGAGGAAUGAGUGUCAGGCCACAGAGAGUCAGGAUGAGGUGAAGGAAAACACUGAAACCAGCGAAGAUGUUCAGUCAAGUGAGGGUGAAGAACCUGUUACCAUUAAACAAGCAGACAAAGGCUCACCACAAAUACCAAAGGCGGCCAGUGAAGAAGAGGGACAUGAGCUUGAGUCACAUGGCGACUCUGACUCAAUAGUGUUCCUAUCAGAAAACAGUGAAGAGCAAAAUAUAGACUCCAAAUCUGUGGACUUUGCCACCACCAGAGAGCAGUGGGUGAGACGGGACAGUCGUUGUGAUGAACCGUCCAACCUGACAUAUUCAAAAAGUCUUCUCACUGAGACCGAACCUUCAUCAUGCACCCAAAGUGAAUCCACAACUGAACCUGUGGUUAAUGUUGAGAACAUCCAGCAGGGGGAGCUUGAGGGAAAUGAGCCAAAUGCUCAGGAUGAGAACGAGGAGGUGCAACAGGUGUGUGGAGCUGCUCCGCCCCUAGAAACAGUUGCACGCGAGUCAACCAAUCCAGAGCAAGAUAACCCUGCUUGUAUCUCUACUGAAGUAAAAGAGCCACUGAUAAUGCCACAGGGGAGGAGGGACACUGAAAGGGAGGAGAGAGGGAGCAGUGAAACAGGUGAAGAGCGAAAGCAAACAGUGUGUUUCACAGAAACAGGUGGGACCGAAGGAAAGCAGCUGGGAGAGGUUAAAGAUCAAAGACAGGAACGGGAAAACAACGGACAGAGAGCAGAGUCUCAGUCAAACACAAAGCCUCAUCUGGGAGAAGGGAAAGUCAACAGAAUGCAGGUGGAUCAUUUUGACGACAGCCAGAGCGAUAGUGGCGUAUCAGCUGAUUUCUCCCCUAACAGCACAACAGAUGUCUUGGAGGGCCAUGAUAAUGAUGCUCCUCAGCCCUCUGAAUCUCCACCUAACGAAACCCCUAUUGAGAGGGAGAUCCGUUUGGCCAUGAAGAGAGAGCAGAGUCUAAGGCGUUCUCGUGGACUCUGCGACACUAUUGACAGGACUAAUGAGUUUGUGGAAAUUCCGAUGAGAAAGCCUAUUUUAUCCCAGGACCCUCAGAUAAGACCUAACCCAAGCCAUGGCAAAGACCGGCAGUUUGCUGGAAAGAAGAUGCAGAAGGAAAUUAUUGCUGAGACAGAGAGAGAGAAGGUUCUGGUUGAACUCGGCCGACUUCCUGGGUUCUACGACAAGGGAACGGAGGUACAGCUUCAGGACAAAAAGCAGCUUUUUGAGUCAUUCCAGGAGUCGAAGGAAUCGGUGACAAACAUUAGCAGAAGAUUGACCACUGCAGAGUCUGAAGUUGAUUCUGCUGUCGAUGUUAAACAACGCUUAAUGCAAUUCUCACAAAAUUCUCCCAUCCCACCAGCUACAGCAGAGUAUGGAGUCACCAACGGCAACCCGUCUGCUGCUCGAGGACCUGGUCUAACUGAGGGAAUCAAGGGUCAGAUAAUCAUCAUAGAGGCCAAUGCUAUUCCCACAACUGUGGGAGGACCAAACGGAGGUUAUAAGGCAACCUCAUGCACAGAUGGAGGAUCUGUGAGGCCGAUGAAUUCAACAGGCGUGAGGGCUUCUUCUGCUGAGCCUGUCAGAGCAAGACAAGGUCCAAAUUUAGAAGUGACUACAGAUGAGGAUUCUGGUUUAGUGAAGGAGAACCCUUUCUUCAAGCUCCGCUCUUCUAUGUGUCUGCAGUCUCAGGUGGAGCUGGACAUUAAGGAGGCAAAGGAGAGGGAACGAGAACUGCAGAGACAGAGAAACAGUCUUUAUGGAGGAGCAGUCAUGUAUGGAAAAGAAGGAAGAGGUGCAGGAAUGGAUUUGAGUACAGACAUUAGAGUGAGAGAUUUAAGGGGAACCUCUAGCCAAGAGAUUCCCCCACCUCUAGCAGGCCGCCAAUCAGAAACGUUCACCAAUACCACAUCAGCACGUCAAUCCGCUGGAAAACUGGACCUAACGUGGCCACCGCCCCAAGCUGAUGAAGAACAAAGACAAGUAACCGAGAAAACCGCAAAGAUCCCAAGGCAGAGAAAUCCAUUACUGGAGCGCUGGGAGUCAGGGAUGGUGAACGGCCAUGUGGACGAUGACGACCGAGACUGAAAUCCAACUACGUCCUGACAUAUACAGUGGAGCCCAGUCAACCAAGAGUACCAGCCUAAAAUAAAGCGUAAGAACAAAUCAGUUUUCCAAGAAACCCCUUGUGAUCUUUUAAAGGAAACCAUUUUGAGUGCCACGUGCCAUUACGGAUGGAUAAAGAGCAUCGAUUGCCUCAAAAAGACACUGCGAGUUGGUUAUCCAUUAUGAUAUUCCAUAACACACACUGUGUAAAUAACAAAUGAGCCAAACUGGUGUUAAUGGUAGUAGGUAUGGCAGUGUUUAUUGUUAUUACACUAGCUCAAAUGAUUUCAUUGUAAUGAACAUGUAAUUUUGAAUGUAAUUGUCUGAUUUAGUUAUACGGAUAUUUAUAAUCAGUUAACAUAGCUGCUCAUCAAAACAGUCCAAAAGCCUGGAAUUUUAUAUAAGAAUGAUAUUAAAAUGAACAUUAUUUGAUAGAUAUAUAUAUCACUGAUUUGAAAAGCUAAAUUAUUACAGGUAAUUGAUGCAUACAUAAAAAUGAUCAAAUAAAUAAAACAUUGUUAAUCAGC